UAUUUCGAUUGCAUUGUACUCUAGUCCCUAAACAGUUUUACAAUGUAUAUAAAGUUAACGAAACAGUGAAGUAGUUUCACACUAUUUACAUAUAAGACAAACUGUUUUUCUCGACGAAUAGGCUUAUGCGAUUGCUAGUGUAGAGUUAGAAGCUAAAACGCACACAUGAGUUUGGGGAAAAAAAAAGAAAACCUUGUGUUUUGUAGUAUCUGGAACAAGGGAAAGAAAUCGUACUUGACUGAGGUGGUGAUAUAAGCUGAAUAAGUCCCCAGUAGAGGUCGCCGCUUGAAAAUUAACAAGUGUGACCAUGCUGUUUGCUAUUUCAUUGAUUAUUGCCUCAUUGGUGAGAGUUGGUGCUUCAGUGUCACGUCCUCCCAGUAUCUACAUUGAGCCCCCUUUUGAGAUUUACUACAAGGUUGGAGAAAGUGUUGAACUUUCAUGUCAGGCAGACGGUGAACCUAAACCCACAUAUGAUUGGAGUAGAAAUGAGAUUGUGUUUAAUCCCAGUGCUAACGAUGACAGGAUUGUACAACUGUCGGAUGCUGGUACUUUAGUUAUCAAUAGGACAGAAGACAAAGAUGAGGGAAUAUAUCAAUGUUUUGCUAAAAAUGAUUUUGGAAGGUCUGCCAGUAAAAUAGUUAAUUUGAGGCAGGCCAAACUGGCAAGUUUUGCUUUUGCAAGACCUACAUACCACACACCAUUAUUGGGAAGACCUUACACACUUUUCUGUGUACCACCAGAAAGUGUUCCUCCUGCCACUGUCUUCUGGAUAACUAAAACAGCUCAAGGAGGUUUUAAUGUCGUCAAUUAUGACUCCAGGGUCUCCGUGGACCGAGAAUAUCGUCUAAGAAUAACCAAUGUGAAAAGAGAAGAUUUUAAUAAUGGUUUACCUUACGCCUGUAAUGCUGUGAAUGACGUGCUGAGGAUUGGUUCUGAAGGCCCACUGCAUUAUCUUACACCAACUGGAGUAACUGAAGACUUUAUGCCAGUAGAAUACUUUUGGGCAGACCAAGAUGAUAGAUUUGGACUUCUAGGGUCCAAUUUCUCUAUUAAGUGUAUCUUUUCUGGGAAUCCAACACCUGAUGUGCAUUGGGAGAGAGCAGACAAUAAAACAAUGUCUGACAGAUGUGAUAGUCUGACUAACGAGCUGAAGAUAACAAAUCUACAAUAUGAGGAUGCUGGAAUCUAUGAAUGCUGGGCGACUAACUAUGUCUCUCUGACUCCAAAAUAUAGAACAUUUAAUCUUCGAGUCAAUGCGAAACCUUACUUCACUAAGGAGCCCACUGAUGUUGAGCUGAGUGAAGGUGAGACAGCCGAGUUCACUUGUUUAGCUGGUGGUGUACCGGAACCGAACAUUUUAUGGUCAAUCAACGGAAUAGCUCUCAAUGAUGUGAUAGACCCUAGAAUAACUGGGCCGAGGUUCAAACACCCUCAGGAGAAUAAGAUCCUCCUGGAGAAUGUUGAGCUGUCAGACUUUAUGGUCAUUCAAUGUAACGCUUCUAACAUUCAUGGAUACGUCUUCGCAGACUUUUACUUGAAAGUGUCCAGUAAAAUUAGAUGAUGUACUGAAUGAAGGUCAUGGGACUGGCAAAAGACUUUGUAUGGAAAAUAUAUAUAUAAAUUAUGUGCGUUUAUACCAUG
This is a messenger RNA of Biomphalaria glabrata, 1641 nucleotides long. Its product is annotated as neuroglian-like. The coding region runs from base 308 to 1561 and encodes 417 amino acids. The transcript has 10 exons. NCBI's taxonomy places the organism in Eukaryota, Metazoa, Mollusca, Gastropoda, Planorbidae. The record is from RefSeq and is a predicted model, not a curated record.